This is a messenger RNA of Rotaria sp. Silwood2, 393 nucleotides long. NCBI's taxonomy places the organism in Eukaryota, Metazoa, Rotifera, Eurotatoria, Philodinida, Philodinidae. The record is from the annotation of a GenBank genome assembly.
AUGACGACAGCCAUUGCUAUGAGUGAAUGCAAACGAAUCAUUCUUGUUGCUCACAAUAAUAAAAAAGCAGAACUAAUUGAAUAUCUUAAACAAUAUGGUGAUAUACUUGCUCAACAUAAACUAUAUGGGACUGAUACAACUGAAUCGUUAGUAGAAAAAGAACUCGAAAUAACUGUGACCAACUUUGAAAGUGAUUCACUUGAUCGAGGCCAACAAUUAGGAGCAAAAAUUACUAAACACGAACUUGAUGUCUUCAGUUUUUUCAUUGAUCCGUUAAACUCUCAUCCUCAUACGGCUAAUAAAAUAACAACAGAAUAUAUUGAUCAGAGUUCUUCCGUACCAACAACAACACUUCAAUAUGAAACAUUAGUAAAAAAUGAGGAUGAUAUAUGA